Messenger RNA from Pseudopodoces humilis (Tibetan ground-tit), 2997 nucleotides. NCBI's taxonomy places the organism in Eukaryota, Metazoa, Chordata, Aves, Passeriformes, Paridae. The record is from RefSeq and is a predicted model, not a curated record.
AUGAACCUGUCAGCAGAACCCCUCCUUGUAGGAGUAAUCUCUACCAGCUCUGACUCAAGGCUGGCAGCAACAGGAAAACAGACUGAGCUAAGGCAGCUGCUGGAAAUACCAAGCCCACCUUUGCCAAGGCGCCGCUCCUGGUGCCAGAAGUGGGCGUACCGAGAAGCAGCAAGGCAUUCUUCCCUGGCACACCCGGAGUGGAGACUCAGCAAAAGGCACAAAACAAAGCUGAAAAGGUGGCACCGAGGCAGCCGCGGGAGAAGCGCAGGUGCCUCUCUGGCCGCGCCACUCCUCGGAAAACAACGGGGUGACGUCAGGGCGGAGGCAAGCGCUAGGCGUGCGGGGCUCCGGACACCGCGCCCGCCGUGCGGGCUCAGGGCGCUGCGGGAGCGCACCCUCCGUGUCCCGAGCCCCGCGCACCCUCCGUGUUCCGAGCCCCGCGCACCCUCCGUGUCCCGAGCCCCGCGCACCCUCCGUGUCCCGAGCCCCGCGCACUCUCCCCAGACCCCUGGCCCUCCCCGCGGUGCCCCGGCACCCGCGCAGACACUGACCCGUGCGGCUGGACGGGCUGCGGGCAGCGCCUCUCCGGGCCCCGGGGCUGCGGGGCUCUGCGGGAUCCGCGCCGCCGGCUCCGCCCGCCCGGUCGAGGCCGGCGCACCUGGGCGCGCCCGCUCUCCGGGGCCGACGGAGGUGGCAACCCCGCCACCCCUCUGGAGCCGGCCCGGCGGGGAAAGGGCACGCAAGGCUCCAGGAGUGACCCAGAACGGGCUUUCUAGAUGGUUAUCAAGUGGGAGAAGAGCUGAGCAGUCUUGGUGUACAACCACUUAUGUCUGUGACAAACCACCAGCGCCCGCUUUGGCCACUGGAUCCGCGGGCAAACAGAGGGAUCCCCCUCCAGAGUCAAACUCUGCCAGCGUCCUAAAACAAGGGCAGUGCCUGGUUUCAGGCUGGGAGUUGAAGAGACAUCUCGGGGGAGAGACACCCACCGAACCUGGAAGGCACAAGGAAAGUCUUACUUCUUCUUCAAUUACCCAAGCUAAAACAAACCUGACCAUGAAGGUAGGAGUGAUUGAGACCCAUCACUCCCAUACAGUUGUUCCCAGUGUGGUAGUGCAUGACACCAGUAAGGACCUUGGACUGACACACAAAGGGGAAAACAGGCAACAAUAUCUACCUGGAGUAUUUGCAUGCUACAAUAUUAACAAUAAUAGUAAUAAAGAGGAAGAGGAGAAGAAAAGGAAAAAAGAAAAGAAGAGGUAAGAUGAAGACAAGCCAGAAAAAAAAAAGGAUGGAGAAAUACAAAAGAACAAAGAAAAAAAGGAUAAAAAUAAAAAUAAGUCGAAGAAGAAAGAAAAUAUGGAAGCGAAGACGAAAGAUAUUUUCACCAUUGAUCCAGCAGGAAAUAUAUAUUACAACUGGCUAUUUUGCAUCACAAUGCCUGUCAUGUACAACUGGACCAUGAUUAUUGCUAGAGCCUGUUUUGAUGAGCUUCAGCAUGAUUACUUAGUGGCAUGGCUUAUAAUUGAUUAUGUUUCUGAUGCCAUUUAUGUUGCUGAUAUGUUCGUACGGACAAGGACAGGUUACCUGGAACAAGGUCUUCUGGUGAAAGAAGAACAAAAGCUACAAGAGAAAUAUAAGAAAUCUUUUCAAUUCAAACUAGAUUUUCUGUCAAUCAUACCAACCGAUCUCUUAUACUUUAAGUUAGGAUUGAAUUACCCAGAAUUAAGAAUAAACAGACUACUCAGAGUAGCUCGGAUGUUUGAAUUCUUCCAGAGAACAGAAACAAGAACAAACUACCCAAAUAUCUUCAGGAUCUCUAACCUUGUCAUGUACAUUGUGAUUAUUAUUCACUGGAAUGCCUGUGUGUACUACUCAAUCUCAAAAGCCAUCGGAUUUGGGGCUGACACAUGGGUCUACCCCAACACCUCAGAUCCUGAAUUUGCCCGACUGACUAGAAAAUAUGUCUACAGUCUCUACUGGUCAACGCUGACUCUGACUACUAUCGGUGAAACCCCCCCUCCAGUAAGAGAUUCUGAGUAUUUCUUUGUGGUUGUUGACUUCUUGGUUGGAGUUCUGAUCUUCGCUACCAUUGUUGGUAAUGUGGGCUCGAUGAUCUCCAACAUGAAUGCUGCCAGGGCAGAGUUUCAAGCGAGAAUUGAUGCUAUCAAGCAGUAUAUGCACUUUCGGAAUGUGAGUAAGGACAUGGAAAAAAGAGUUAUAAAGUGGUUUGACUACCUGUGGACAAAUAAAAAGGCUGUGGAUGAAAGAGAAGUCUUGAAAUAUCUGCCAGAUAAGCUAAGAGCAGAGAUUGCAAUCAAUGUUCACCUGGAAACGCUAAAAAAAGUUCGGAUUUUUGCAGACUGUGAAGCUGGUCUGCUGGUUGAACUGGUUUUGAAACUCCAGCCUCAAGUAUACAGUCCUGGAGAUUAUAUUUGCAGAAAAGGAGAUAUUGGACGAGAGAUGUACAUUAUCAAAGAAGGCAAGCUGGCAGUAGUUGCUGAUGAUGGAAUUACCCAAUUUGUGGUCCUAGGUGAUGGCAGCUACUUUGGAGAAAUCAGCAUUCUUAAUAUCAAAGGUAGCAAAGCUGGCAAUCGCAGAACAGCCAAUAUUAAAAGUAUUGGCUACUCAGACUUAUUUUGUCUGUCUAAAGAUGAUCUCAUGGAGGCUUUAACAGAGUAUCCAGAUGCAAAGGCUAUGCUGGAAGAAAAAGGCAAGCAAAUCCUAAUGAAAGAUGGGUUGCUGGACAUUGAAAUUGCAAAUUUAGGAAGUGAUCCUAAAGAUCUAGAAGAGAAAAUCGCCUACAUGGAACGUGCUAUGGGCAGGUUACAAACAAAGUUUGCCAGGUUGUUGGCUGAGUAUGAAGGUGCACAACAGAAAGUGAAAAAAAGACUUACACAAAUAGAGAAAAUAUUGAAGCCAGUUAUAGAGGAAGAGUUUGCAGACUUAGAAGAAGUGGAUCCAUCCACAGAUAAACCUGGAUUGUCAAAAGCAGAAUAA